AUGGCCGGCGAAAAGCACAACGCCGACGCCGACAUUCGGCCGGCUAAUGAUAGCAGCAACCUAGACAUCAAGGACGAAGCUGGCGACCUUGCUGCAAGAGCGCUGAUUGCGGGAGCUGUAGAUCCAGAUACUUCACGGCUUGUUCGAAGGAAGAUUGACAUGCGCAUACUCCCGUUCCUAUGCAUUACCUACGCUCUGCAGUUCAUCGACAAGACUUCUUUGGGUUAUAGCUCAAUCUACGGCAUAAUUCCAGACAACAAGCUGGUCGGCCAGGAUUAUUCAUGGGUCAGCUCCAUAUUCUACUUCGGAUACCUGGUCGCGGAAUACCCAGGCGUUGCUAUUCUCCAAAGAUUUCCCGUGGCCAAGUUCCUGGGUGCUAAUAUUAUCCUGUGGGGGGUUGUACUCAUGGCAACGGCAGCUUGUUCCUCCUUCGGGGGACUUGCCACAGCUCGGUUUAUACUAGGUGUCACCGAAGCCACCAUUUCCCCUGGUUUCGUUGCCGUCACCGGAAUCUGGUGGACGAGAUCAGAACAGGCUAGCCGCUCGGCGCUAUGGAUAUCUUUUCUCGGUGUGGGCAGCUUCGUUGGCGUACUUAUUGCAUACGGCCUCGGUCAUAUCGUAGGAAGUCUUAGCACCUGGAGAUACAUUUACCUAGUACUGGGUUCUGCAACCAUCGUUUGGGGUGUGGUGUUCACGUUAUUCGUACCUGACAGCCCAACUCGCGUCAAAUGGCUCAGUGAAGAGGAGAAAGUCAUCGCAAUUCAACGAGUCGUGGAAAACAAGACUGGAACCAAGAGCCGACAUUUCGCUAUGGACCAGGUUUUCGAGGCUGCAACAGAUCCGAAGAUCAUUAUUCUUGGCCUGAUAUCAUUCGUUAAUGCGUUGGCUUCUGGUGGCCUCUCCUUUGGAUCUCUAAUCAUUACAGGAUUUGGCUUCGAACCACUUCAGGCCACCCUCAUGAAUCUCCCCUUAUCGACUGUGCAACUAGUCGCACAGUUAUUGUGUGGCUGGCUCAGCGCGAAGAUUCCAUUGUCUCGUCUGCAUGUUGCCAGCGUAGCUAUGGUUCCUCCGAUUAUCGGUACAUGUCUCAUCAAUCAACUUGCGACAACCAAUAAAUGGGGGAGGCUGGUGGGAGUGUGGCUCUUAGGAACGUAUCCCGUCGGAUUCAUGGUAAUCCUUGGCCUGCUCUCAGCAAAUAUCGCUGGCAGCACGAAGCGAUCAGUUGCAUCCGGAUGGGUAUUCGUGUGUUACUGUGUUGGCCAGAUUGCAGGUCCCCAAUUCUUCAAGAGUACCGAAGCACCUUCGUACCACGGAGGUAUCGCCGCCAUGCUUUCUGGCUUCGUUCUCAACCUCGUCUUGAACCAAAUUCUCCGCUUCCUCUACGUACGCGAGAACAAAAAGCGGGACCGUAGCCUCGAGGGCAAGUCGAGUGAGGAGAUUGCCGAGAUGAAUAGGGAAAGCGACAUCCAGGGAUUCGAAGAUGUCACGGAUAAAUACAACAUAAUGUUUCGCUAUGUGUUGUAA
This is a messenger RNA of Neoarthrinium moseri, 1524 nucleotides long. RefSeq lists its product as uncharacterized. The coding region runs from base 1 to 1524 and encodes 507 amino acids. Gene Ontology annotation, molecular function: transmembrane transporter activity. NCBI's taxonomy places the organism in Eukaryota, Fungi, Ascomycota, Sordariomycetes, Amphisphaeriales, Apiosporaceae. Gene Ontology annotation, biological process: transmembrane transport. The record is from RefSeq and is a predicted model, not a curated record. The transcript has 4 exons. Gene Ontology annotation, cellular component: membrane.